Molecule: messenger RNA, 1622 nt
Organism: Topomyia yanbarensis
Lineage: Eukaryota; Metazoa; Arthropoda; Insecta; Diptera; Culicidae
Product: ribosome biogenesis protein WDR12 homolog
Exons: 3
Coding region: 156-1445 (429 amino acids)
Biological process (GO): ribosome biogenesis
Molecular function (GO): protein binding
Source: RefSeq, a predicted model, not a curated record
AGACUGUCAAAACAAAGAUUUUCAGCGUGCUUUACCAUUGCAACAAUCGAACACACCGGUGAUUUUGUGUUUUAAUGGUAAAAUAGGUUCGAAAACCUGUAUAAUCGGCAUUAAACGUAUUCCCUUCUGGGAAGUGAACGGUUACAACAUACACAAUGUCUCUGAAAAUCACGGGUAAAUCAGAGGGACAGCUUCAGCUGCAUCUAACUACUAAGCAAAAGCAAUUCGCAGUUCCGGACGUACCGUAUUCUAUUCGGGCCAAUGUCAAUAACAAAGAAUUAAACGUGUUAAUAAACACGCUACUUAAAGAUUCGGGCAAUGCAGAAGCUGGAAAAGUAGAAUUUGAUUUCCUACUGAAUGGAGAAUUUGUCAGGAUUCCGCUUGGGCAGCAUUUGAAGGAGCGAGAUAUUUCGUUUGAAGACACUGUUGAAUUGGAAUAUGUGGAGCGAUACCCAGCUCCGGAGCCACAGGACUGUUUACUUCACGAUGAUUGGGUUUCGGCAGUGGAAGCGCGAGAAGACUGGAUUCUGACAGGAUGUUAUGAUAACACCUUGAACAUUUGGACUGCCGCUGGCAAGCAUAAGUUGACUAUUCCAGGUCACAUUGCGCCCGUAAAGGGAGUGACUUGGAUAUCGUUGGAUGAUGAGAGAGGAGUUUUCGCAAGUGCUUCACAGGAUCAAAUGGUAAUGCUAUGGGAAUGGAACGUGGCUGCCAACUCGGUGGAGUGCGUACAAGUUUGUAAGGGUCACGAACGUGGAGUGGAUUGCAUUGCGGCAAAUCAAAGCAAGACCAAAAUGGCAACAGGAAGUUGGGAUACUAUGCUGAAAGUUUGGUCCACGGAUGUACGCGAAGACACUGAAACGCAACCAUCCACGAGUAAGAGACAAAAGUUAGAUCAAGGAAGUGCAAGGACACCAAUUCUUACUUUGGCCGGCCACCGCGAGUGCGUCUCUGGGGUUCAGUGGAUUGAUGACAGCACGAUUGCAACAUCUUCGUGGGAUCACACAAUUAAAAUCUGGGAUUUGGCACUAAACGGGGUUAAGUCGGAAAUUUGUGGACAGAAAUCCUUUUUUGAUUUAAGUUACUCCAAGUUAAAUGGCUUGAUUAUUGCUGCUUCGCCGGAUAAAAACUUGCGACUAUAUGACCCGAAAUCGAAUCAGGGAACAAUCGUGAAGAAUACUUAUCUUGGGCACACACAAUGGGUGCAAGCUGUCUGCUGGAGCAUAACCAACGAAUACUUGUUUGUAUCCGGCGCUUAUGACAAUCACGUCAAGCUCUGGGAUUUCCGGAGCCCGAAAGCACCGAUAUUCGAACUAAUCGGACACGAAGAUAAAGUACUAGCGUGUGAUUGGUCAAAUCCAAAGUUUAUCAUCUCUGGUGGAUCAGACAAUUCAGUGCGGAUCUUCAAAUCGAAAAUUUCUACACAAGAAGGAACGAAAAAAUAGAGGUUUUAUUGCUGCAGUAUAUCUAGCAAUAGAGUUGCAAUGAUUGUUAGUAUAGUUUUGGAGAUCGACACGUACGGUAACAAAGUAGUCCAACGUUUAAUCGCCAUGAUAAGAGCGGAAAGAUUCAUUUGCAAUUAGUAUUUCAGAAUAAUACGAAACAUAAUUUUCAAAUUGAAA